UAGAUUUAGCGGUAUAAAAAGCGAUCGCAGUUCUGCAGUUCGGUACAGUCGGUGCUUCAAACGCAGCUUGAGAGCGUCUUCUCCACAGAAACCGUCCGCACUUUCAUUUCGCGUCUUUAGUCGCACCAGUAAACUACCACUCUUUGCCACAUCAUGAAACUGUUCGUCGCCAUCGCUUUCGCCCUGCUGGCCCUUGCCGCCGCCCAGGAGCAGUACACCACCAAGUACGACGGUAUCGAUCUCGACGAGAUCCUGAAGUCGGACCGUCUGUUCAACAACUACUUCAAGUGCCUGAUGGACGAGGGCCGCUGCACCCCGGACGGUAACGAGCUGAAGAAGAUCCUGCCGGAAGCGCUGCAGACCAACUGUGAAAAGUGCAGCGAGAAGCAGCGCAGCGGUGCGAUCAAGGUGAUCAACUACGUGAUCGAGAACCGCAAGGAGCAGUGGGAUGCUCUGCAGAAGAAGUACGAUCCGGAGAACCUGUACGUCGAGAAGUACCGCGAGGAGGCCAAGAAGGAGGGCAUCAAGCUGGAAUAAGCGUGAUUAGCGGGGGUGAUGUAAGCGAUCGAUAUGGCGAUCGCUUUGUGAUACUUGUUUGUUGAUGUUAUCUCAAAAAUAAAUGUGAUAAAAAUUUGGCUCUAAAA
Molecule: messenger RNA, 644 nt
Organism: Anopheles merus
Lineage: Eukaryota; Metazoa; Arthropoda; Insecta; Diptera; Culicidae
Product: ejaculatory bulb-specific protein 3-like
Exons: 2
Coding region: 154-537 (127 amino acids)
Source: RefSeq, a predicted model, not a curated record